AUGCCUCACCUCGCAGACUGGAUCGCGUUUUGCUUGGAUCAGCCUGUGAAGCAUCAAAACCAAAGCCUCAUGCAGCAGAAGAAGGCAUUGGAACCUGGGGUUUUGACUAUGAUUUCGCAACUGGCCUUUUAUCUGGACGGGGCUGCUAGCAGAGUAGGCGAUGAUUUGGCUGGAGACUUGCCAGCGAACAAGAAGCUGUCGAGACUGACGAGCUUCGUGAUGUGGGGCAAGACCGGUGUGGCUGCAGAUCUCCUGUUUCAGGGCCAGGAGCGAUGGUGGAAAACAGCUUUGAGGUCAGCAGGCAUGAAGAAGGCGGGAUAUCUGCAUCGUCUACGUGCCGUCGUGGAGCGGCAGAAGCAUUUUCAGGUGCAGUUCGAUGGCAGUGAUUGCCAAACAGUGCCGACAGAGAUCUUUCACGUGUUUUCCCCAACCUUGAACAUUGGUGGCUAUGGCCCGCCGCAAGCAUGGGCCUCAGACGGACCUAGCCGCCUGAGCUUCGUUUUGGUUGUCAUUCCGCAAGCUUGGCAGAACCUGCACACUCUGGAGGCCGGUUGUUCUGAGCUAGAUGAGGUUAUGCGGACGUGCCAUGCACUUCCGCACGUCCAUGGUGACCUGACACAGCAAGUGCCCACGGGCAGCCUGCCAGCAAGUUCUUUGCCGUUCUCAGAGCAGCAACGUGUCCUGCAGGACCUGCCCCUUCAAGGUGUUCAGUGGUGCUACACGCACUCAGCCAUGUGCUCCACCCGCCAGAGGGCAGACGUGGAUUUCAGCGGGCUCCCCUGCCAGGAGAACUCCCGUGCGAAUCGUCUUAGACAGUUCUUCGAGGGCAGGUUUGGGCCCCUGUACGGCACAUGGGCAAAAAGUCACAAGGCGGCCAAGACGCCCCUGGUGAUUCUCGAGAACACACUGGACAUCCCCAUGGUGCCACUGCGUGCUUUGAUGGCUCCGGAUUACCUGGCUUACCAGAUCUUCUUGCAUCCACGCGACGUGGGAUUCGCAGGCGUCAGCCGGCCUCGCACUUUCGUCUACUUUUGUCACCAGGAAACAUGCGAAUACAGAGCGGAUCUGUAUGAAGCCCUGGGUCGGGUAACGAAGACGCUCUCUUCCUUUGUGCACACCAAGCCUUCGGACUACAGGGUCAGCAGCCCUUCUGCUCGACAGCUAGAUUGCAUGGAGAUGAGCCGAAAGCGAAAGAUUGACACUUCCAGCGUCUGGUACCUCCUGACUGAGCGAGAGCAGCUCCUUGUUCAGCAGCUAGAUGCAGACUACCUGAGGAUGUAUGGCCGGGCGCCCUCCCAGGAUGUCGACUUAGUGUAUUUCUUGGGUGACAGAUACGAAUUCUGCCGCGCUUGGUCCGCUGCGAGCAGGGCUAUCCCGACAUAUCGGCGGAAUUCCGCAAGGUAUCUGCACCGCAGCUCUAUGACGUUCCUCUCCUCGCAGGACAAAUUGGCGAGUCUGGGGUGGCCAGUGGCCCCAGAGUGUGCCGAGGAGAUGGGCGUGGAGCCCUUUCCCUGCCUGGACCCCAAGCAAGCCGACAAGAUGUGCGGGAACAGCAUGCACCUAGGAUGCGCGGGGAUCGUCUUGUUGGUCGGUCUCACAUGCUUCGGCCUUCGUCAGAAGGCUCCCGUGAACAGGAGCUGA
Symbiodinium necroappetens is the source of this 1641-nucleotide messenger RNA. The record is from the annotation of a GenBank genome assembly. Lineage: Eukaryota; Dinophyceae; Suessiales; Symbiodiniaceae.